This is a messenger RNA of Olea europaea var. sylvestris, 2816 nucleotides long. RefSeq lists its product as uncharacterized. The record is from RefSeq and is a predicted model, not a curated record. Bases 31 to 2517 code for a protein of 828 amino acids. Lineage: Eukaryota; Viridiplantae; Streptophyta; Magnoliopsida; Lamiales; Oleaceae. The transcript is spliced from 3 exons.
UUUCCAUUGUGAUUUCAGGAUGAUGAUUCCAUGGAUAAGGAUGGAAAUGACUUUGAUGGUGAGUGCUCUCGUCCUCAGAAACAUGCGAAGAGUCCUGAGCUUGCUAGAGACUUCCUUCUAGAUGCUGCAACUGUAAUAUUCAAGGAUCAGGUUGAAAAGGCCUUUAGAGAAGGAACUGCACGGCAGAAUGCACACAGCAGUUUUGUGUGCCUUGGUUUGAAGUUGCUUGAAGAACGCGUGCAUGUUGCAUGCAAGGAAAUCAUUACCUUAGAAAAGCAGAUUAAACUUCUUGAAGAAGAAGAAAAGGAAAAGCGUGAAGAAGAAGAAAGAAAGGUGCGCCGAAGAACAAAAGAAAGGGAGAAAAAGCUCCGAAGAAAGGAAAGAUUAAAAGAGAAGGAAAACAAGGAGAUGGAAUGUGCUGAAUCAAAUCAAGAUCCUGUGGUUCCCGAUGUUUCAAAGGAGGACCCCACGCCCACUCUUGAUGAAAAUUCAAAUGUGGUCAGUAACAAAGAUUGUAUCAGUGAAACUGGUGAAGCUAUUUCAUCCAGCCCAUUGUCUCCAGAUAUUCAAGAUGCCCAGUUUUUGAAGGAUUAUGUAUAUUCAAAUACAGAAAACCAUUCAGAAGACAGUCCUAAUGGGGAAAUUGGCAAUAUUAGAGAUUCGAACUGCUCUUUCCCCCACAAUCACAUCAAAUAUGCUAGCAGGAAGCUAAAGUUUAAAAAAGACCCCAAACAGGAUUUGAACUUAAAAUGGUCAGGUGCGAGAAAAAGUAAUGUUGUUACAGAGUUUGGGGAUACUGUUAGCAAAUGUGAAUCGAGAUAUCAUGAUGAUGGCUUUGAUGUUAGAAAUAAUGCUGCAAAGAACAGUAGAACUUUUGGCUCAAAAUUUAGUGAAAAGUUUCAGGGUACCAAGAAUAGGGUACGAGGUGACAGAUUUGAUUCACAUGCUCGCAGCUGUAACCCUCAUGACGUUUACAGAGCAAGGCCUGAAUCACAUAUUACAAGAGCAGUCCGGGACCCCAAAUAUGUGAAUAAGUUGGAGGUCUCUGGUAUGUCAAAACCAUAUUAUCGUGGACUCAAGUAUAACCUAGUUGAGUGUUCACGUGAGAUGAGUGGACGACCUAAAAGUAAAAUUAUAGCUGGGAACAGUUCACCUAACAUUAAGCAAGUUUGGGAACCAUUGGAUUCACAGAAGAAAUACAUCCGAAGCAAUUCAGAUUCUGAUAUUAUUGCAAUUUCUACUCUCAAAGUUGAAGGUGCUGUAUCUGAUCGCCUCCCUGAAUUUCCUGCUACCAGUCAAUCUGACGAAGUGACGAGUAUUUCAGUAUCAACCAAUCGCAAGGAUUAUGGUUUUCAAGAUUCAAUUAUGUCUAGACCUGAAAAUGGCAGAAUUGGACCAAAUGGAUUUCAGACGGUGACAAAGUCCCAGCAAUCCUCAAAGGAUGUAGCAGAAGAGGAUGGGAAGUUAUGUCCUUCAACUAGAUCUUUACAUGUAAUGCUAGAAUCAUCAAUUGGUAGCUCUUCUAACUCUGACAAUUGCUCCUCCUGCCUCAGUGAGGAAGACAGCAGCACAUCCUCUUCAGACCAUCAAAUCUCGGAUUCAACAUCGAUGUCGGAUUCAGAUGAGGCCAGCCAAAGUUCAGAGGGAAGAGAAAGUUCACAGUGCCUUAAAAAUAUCUACACUGAGUGUAACGGAGUUGUGAUGGAGACAAGGCAAAGCGCAGAGAGGGGGGAUGGCACCAUUAGCCAGACACUUGACUGUGAUGGAACCAAUUCUUUCAGGAAUUUUCCUUUGAAAGCAACUUCAUAUUGUGAUAAUGGGAGAUCUAAUGUCAGUAUGGUUGUGCAGCCUCCAACUUUGCUCCCGCAAUUGCACAAUCAAAGCAUAGACUAUCCAAUGUUCCCGGCACCAACAAUACCUUAUUGCCAGACUCCAGUUUCUUGGCCAGCUGCUCCUACAAAUGGGUUGAUGCCCUUACCCCAUCACAGCCAACACUAUUUAUUUGCUAACCCUUUUGGAUACGGUCUGAACGGAACUGCACGGCUUAUGCAAUAUGGAGCCUUACAGCAUCUAGCUCCACCAUUACUUAAUUCUGCUCAGUUGCCUUUUUUCCAGCCAGCCGCUUGUGUUAAUGGCACUGGCACAGAGUGUGCCAAGGUUCCAAAUCUAGGUGUGCUAAAAGAAGCUGAACAUGGAUAUAAUGUACGGAAGGUUGCUCCAGCUAAUAAGCAGUAUACUGCGGAAGCACCAAAUGCUGUCGAAGCUGGGAAAAUUGUGAAGUCUGAAAUAUCAGAAAUAAGAAAUACAAACUUCUCUCUUUUCCACUUUGGUGGCCCUAUAGCUCUUUCAGCAGGGUCUAAAUUGGAUGGUGACUCUUUGGAAGAAGGAAUUGCUGGUGAUAUUUCUCCAAAUUUAUUAGUGAACCGACCUGAUGGUCAUGAUGCUUGCAAUAAGGAAGACUCUAUUGAAGAAUACAAUUUGUUUGCUACAACUAAUGGAAUAAAGUUUUCUUUCUGAUUUUGUCGAGUAAGAUGUCAAAAUGCUAUUUCUGAUUUUAGCCCUUAGUUAUGCUUUGUUUUUACCGAGUGUUAGAAACCAUUGUUCAAGUUUUAUUUCUAUUUUCUUGUUACUGAGAGAUGGAAGCUUUGAGUACUAUGUAAUUCCGUGCACAAUAAUCCUCUGGGAAAAAGAUUAGCAUUUUUUUCUAGUUUAUUUGAUUGCUUCACUUUGCUCUAUUUGUUGUUCGUGGAGAGAUCUAGAAAUUUCAUAAUGUACGAACUUUUUUUGAAUCUAUUCCGGAGUCUUUGUUGGGGUCA